GGCAGCGGCGGAUAAAUGCUAUUAGAGCAGCCUCCGCGGAGCCGUCCCCGACGCCACCUCCCGUCUCCUCCGCCGCAGUUUCCUCCGCCGCUGUCGGGGGUGCAGAGCUGAGGGGCUUGGGCAGGCGCGCCGCGCUGCUCCUCUCCCGUCGCCCGCCUCGCUGUCCUCCGCCCCGAGGGCUCCGCUGGGCGCCCCUCCUCAGCCGCGCCGGGUCUCCUCAGCGCACCGCCGCGGCCUGCGCUGCCUGCGGCCGGCUGGCAGCCGAGGCGACGCACACUUGCGGCGGGGCGGGAGGCUCGCAGCCCCUCGGGUGGGCUCGGCGAGGCCCGGCCGCGUGCGGCGGUUUCUGGGGGAGGGGGCUCGGGUGAUUCAGCGCCCGGUCAGGCGGAAGCGGCCGCCGCCGCGGAGGAGGAGAAAAAGGAGGGGACAGCUGUCCGCGCCCGGGCGCCCGCGGUGGCACGAGCCCGCGGCCCGAGUGCGAGGCGGAGGCGAGGAGGCCGCGGGGACGCGAGGCAAGGCCGGCCGGGGCCCCCGCAGCCAUGGAGAACGCUCACACAAAGACCGUGGAGGAGGUGCUGGGCCACUUCGGCGUCAACGAGAGCACGGGGCUGAGCCUGGAGCAGGUCAAGAAGCUCAAGGAGAGAUGGGGCUCCAACGAAUUACCGGCUGAAGAAGGAAAAACCUUGCUGGAACUUGUGAUUGAGCAGUUUGAAGACUUACUAGUUAGAAUUUUACUGCUGGCAGCAUGUAUAUCUUUCGUUUUGGCUUGGUUCGAAGAAGGGGAAGAAACGAUUACAGCCUUUGUAGAACCUUUUGUAAUUCUGCUUAUAUUGGUAGCCAAUGCAAUUGUGGGUGUAUGGCAGGAAAGAAAUGCUGAAAAUGCAAUAGAAGCGCUUAAGGAGUAUGAGCCUGAGAUGGGCAAAGUGUACCGGCAGGACAGGAAGAGCGUGCAGCGGAUUAAAGCCAAGGACAUCGUUCCUGGGGACAUCGUGGAAAUCGCUGUUGGUGACAAAGUUCCUGCUGAUAUUAGAUUGACAUCCAUCAAGUCCACAACUCUAAGAGUUGACCAGUCGAUUCUUACAGGUGAGUCUGUCUCAGUCAUCAAGCAUACUGACCCUGUCCCUGACCCACGAGCUGUUAAUCAGGACAAAAAGAACAUGCUCUUUUCUGGUACAAACAUUGCUGCUGGGAAAGCCAUGGGAGUGGUGGUGGCAACUGGAGUUAAUACUGAAAUCGGCAAGAUCCGGGAUGAAAUGGUGGCAACAGAACAGGAGCGAACACCCCUCCAGCAGAAGCUAGAUGAGUUUGGGGAGCAGCUUUCCAAAGUUAUCUCCCUCAUUUGCAUUGCAGUCUGGAUCAUCAACAUUGGGCAUUUCAAUGACCCAGUCCAUGGUGGCUCUUGGAUCAGAGGUGCCAUCUACUACUUUAAGAUCGCAGUGGCCCUGGCUGUUGCUGCCAUCCCUGAGGGUCUGCCUGCUGUCAUCACCACCUGCUUGGCUCUUGGAACUCGCAGGAUGGCAAAGAAAAAUGCUAUUGUUCGAAGUCUGCCUUCUGUGGAAACCCUUGGUUGUACUUCUGUUAUCUGCUCAGACAAGACAGGCACACUUACCACAAACCAGAUGUCCGUCUGCAGGAUGUUCAUUCUGGACAAAGUGGAAGGUGACACUUGUUCCCUUAAUGAGUUUACCAUAACUGGAUCCACAUAUGCACCCAUUGGAGAAGUGCAAAAAGAUGAUAAGCCGGUGAAAUGCCAUCAGUAUGAUGGGCUUGUAGAGUUAGCCACAAUCUGUGCUCUGUGUAACGACUCUGCUCUGGAUUAUAAUGAGGCAAAGGGUGUGUAUGAAAAAGUUGGAGAAGCUACAGAGACUGCGCUCACGUGCCUGGUAGAGAAGAUGAAUGUAUUUGAUACCGAACUGAAGGGACUUUCUAAAAUCGAACGUGCAAAUGCCUGCAACUCGGUCAUAAAGCAGCUGAUGAAGAAGGAAUUCACUCUGGAGUUUUCACGUGAUAGAAAAUCAAUGUCUGUCUAUUGUACACCAAACAAACCGAGCCGGACAUCCAUGAGCAAGAUGUUUGUGAAGGGUGCUCCUGAAGGUGUCAUCGAUAGGUGCACCCACAUCCGAGUUGGAAGUACCAAGGUCCCCAUGACUCCUGGUGUCAAACAGAAGAUUAUGUCUGUCAUCCGGGAGUGGGGCAGUGGCAGUGACACGCUGCGGUGCCUGGCUCUGGCUACUCAUGACAACCCACUGAGGAGAGAGGAGAUGCACCUGGAAGAUUCUGCGAACUUCAUCAAAUAUGAGACCAACCUGACUUUCGUUGGCUGUGUGGGCAUGCUGGAUCCUCCCAGGAUUGAAGUAGCCUCUUCUGUGAAGCUGUGCCGGCAAGCGGGCAUCCGGGUCAUCAUGAUCACUGGGGACAACAAAGGCACUGCUGUGGCCAUCUGUCGCCGCAUCGGCAUCUUUGGGCAGGAUGAGGAUGUGACAUCAAAGGCUUUUACUGGGCGAGAGUUUGAUGAAUUAAGCCCCUCAGCCCAGAGAGAUGCCUGCUUAAAUGCCCGCUGUUUUGCUCGAGUUGAACCUUCUCACAAGUCCAAGAUCGUCGAGUUCCUUCAGUCCUUUGAUGAGAUCACAGCUAUGACUGGUGAUGGUGUGAACGAUGCUCCUGCUCUGAAGAAAUCAGAAAUCGGAAUUGCCAUGGGUUCAGGUACUGCGGUGGCUAAGACUGCCUCCGAGAUGGUCCUGGCAGAUGACAACUUCUCCACCAUUGUGGCUGCCGUGGAGGAGGGGCGAGCCAUCUACAACAACAUGAAGCAGUUCAUCCGCUACCUCAUUUCCUCCAACGUGGGGGAAGUGGUCUGUAUCUUCCUGACAGCAGCCCUUGGGUUUCCUGAAGCUUUAAUUCCUGUCCAGUUACUCUGGGUCAAUCUGGUGACAGAUGGUCUGCCUGCCACUGCACUGGGAUUCAAUCCUCCAGACCUGGACAUCAUGAACAAACCCCCCCGGAACCCAAAAGAACCUCUGAUCAGCGGCUGGCUCUUCUUCCGUUACCUGGCUAUUGGCUGUUAUGUUGGCGCUGCCACCGUGGGUGCUGCUGCAUGGUGGUUCAUCGCUGCUGACGGGGGUCCGAGAGUCUCCUUCUACCAGCUGAGUCAUUUCCUACAGUGCAAGGAGGACAACCCAGACUUCGAUGGAGUGGAUUGUGCAAUCUUUGAGUCCCCGUAUCCAAUGACAAUGGCACUUUCUGUUCUUGUAACCAUAGAGAUGUGUAAUGCCCUCAACAGCUUGUCUGAAAACCAGUCUUUGCUGAGGAUGCCCCCCUGGGAGAAUAUCUGGCUCGUGGGCUCCAUCUGUCUGUCCAUGUCACUUCACUUCCUGAUCCUCUACGUGGAGCCUUUGCCACUCAUUUUCCAGAUCACACCGCUGAAUCUGACCCAGUGGCUGAUGGUGCUGAAAAUCUCCUUGCCUGUGAUCCUCAUGGAUGAGACGCUCAAGUUUGUGGCUCGAAACUACCUGGAACCCGGUAAAGAGUGUGUGCAGCCUGCCACCAAAUCCUCCUGCUCCCUGUCGGCAUGCACCGACGGCAUUUCCUGGCCGUUUGUGCUGCUCAUUAUGCCCCUGGUGGUCUGGGUCUACAGCACAGACACUAACUUUAGCGAUAUGUUCUGGUCUUGACUGACAGCGCUACAUACAGAAGAUGUUUAACUUAAUCAAUUAAUUUUUUUAUUGUUUAAAGCAACUGUCUAUUUCUGCUGAAUUUUCACAUGAACAUAUUGGCUGGUGAAGGAGGUUUCAUAUCUAGAUUUUGUUUUGCUUUUUCUGACUCCAGUGGGACAAGAUUUUCCUUUUUUUUAUACACAUAAUUAAAGUGUCCAUUGACAUGUACAGAGAACUAACACUAUUUUAUGCAGAUAUUUUUUUGUAGAUGAAAAAGCAUGUACAGUGUUCUGUUUAAUACUCAUACUUGUACAAAGAUAGUUGAGCCAGCAGACAUUGUCAGCAAAUUAAUUGGCAGCAGACUUAGGAAAUGAAUGUGUGUGGUUUUUAAAAGAAAAAAAAAAAACUAAAUAGCAUGUAUUGUGUCUUUUGCAUGAUUCUCUGGAUUUAAUUUGGUAUCACAGUCUAAUUUUUAUUCAUAAGCCAAUUUUUCUGCACUGAGCAGAGUCCUGCUACCUCAGUCAGUAUUUUUGGUUUGUCACUUCCUGCACCCUCAGCCUCUGUCACCCCCAACCCACCCCAGCCCGCUCGGCUUCUUCUGUAGGUCUGAUGGUUCUGUUUACAUCCAUCGUCACGAGAGGUUUGCCUGUCUCGCUUGUGCAGAAAACAUUGCUCCAGAUUCAAUCGACUGGGUUUCUAUCCCUUUGCCUAGUUUUUAAGGUUAUUUAUUUAAAUGUCUAAUGUAUUUUAUUGUAACAGACAUUGUUUUGCCAACAUUGCCUAUUCAGUGGCACUUCACAAUCUAGUUUAAAAGAAAAAUAAAACAUUUUAAAUGGACAGAGAAAAAUAACUGUCUUGUUCUUAAUGGCCUUGAACUACCUAUAAUCAGUUCAAAUUUCUGAGCUUCUCAGCUUAGAGCCUUAGUUUCCUGUUCCUGAGAAGAAGAAUCCUGUUCUGCUGCAUAGUAGGAUUUUAUUUAUAAUGUAUAGGCACGAUCUGUCAUAUGAUAUACAUUUACUCAAGUUUCUGCUGGCCUGUUGUAUGUAGGUUGGUGUAAGGGCAAGUGUGUGUGUAUAUGUGUGUAUGUUUUGUAAAAAUCUGUAAAUAGCACAUGACCAAAUGAACAUAUUGUAUAGAAAUAUUUUUAUUUGAAUAUGGCACUAACCACCACCAUGACUGAUGAGCAUUUGCGCAUGUUCAAGGUCAGUCUUAACGGCAGUGUGAGUCAUUAACAGUCCUAACUGUGGUGUUUUCCUCCAAUGCCUUCCAACAUCCAUCAACUAACGUGAGUAUCUUCCCUGUGGGAGUGGGGUGCUGUGGCCUGUGUACAGAUGGUGCCACUGAAUGAGAUGGCCCCUGUUCCUAGGGACCCGCCCGGCUCCUGUGUACACCAGGCAGCCACUUGUAAGGAAACGGGGAUGUUUCUCUAGUGUAGACACUGACCAGGACAGGGAUUCAUGUGACCUGGGAGAACCAGCUGUGUCCCCUCUAGUUCCAAAUUGAGACUUCACACAAACCAUGUCACAAGACUUUGGAUUUUCACUGGCUGAAGAAAGCUAGGAGAGCUAGCUGACCCUGCAUAGGCAAUUUCUAUCACCCUUCUAGGACAGACAUGGCUUAACCCUGUGCUGUGCAGAGGUUUGGGGGCUGCUACCUUCCUAAGUUGCAGGAGAAAGUGCCAGGUUCUGAGGGGACCCAUCAACUGACCCUGACUUGGAGCCCUCCAGUGCUGCAGGGAGCAGUGAUUCUCAGGAAGCAGGCACGUUUUGCAGUUUUGAACAUGAUGGAGUGGGUCAAACACAAAGGCACAACUGAGUUAAAAGACCAAAUCAGAAUGACAGCAUGCUGGGCCCUAUCACCAUGCCAAGAGAGGCUGGCCCCGUCAACUCUUCCUGAUGUGGUCCUUAGUUCAGUGUGAUGUCUACAAAUGAGUGGACCCCUAAAGGAGAUAAUUCUCAUCCCCAAUAGUGCUGUGUUGCUCAGUGUCCAGAGAGACUAUUGGGACCUGCUCAAUACCAACAGAUAAAAUAGACUAAACCACUGCUGCCCUGAGCCAGGGCCACUUGACCCCUGCAGCCACAAGCAAGGCUGACAUGUCUUCUCCUGGCCCACAUAGACCAAGGCCCACUGCACAGUCCCAGCCACAGGCCUCCUCCUGCAUGUAUUGAGCCCUGCCCUCGCCCAGCAUCAAGAAGGGACAACAUUUAUUGUGUCAGCAGCAUCCUCAACCGACUAGGGCAGUCUAGCCUGGAACUCUCGGCCUUGAGCUUUUCCCGAAUGGCCUCUUCAGCAAAGCUGUAUAAAGGUUCCACCCUGCAGCCCACUCAGCAAAAUUCAGGUGGUGCCUUCCCCAGAGAGCUAGCAGGGCUACUAAGGCUGGAGAAGGCUAGCCACUUCACAGCAGCUGCUACCACAGCACCCUCAAACUAGGGUCUCAGCCCAAUCAAUGGCACAGGCCUCAGGAGCAUUGGCUCGGUGCCUGCAGAGCCCCAUAAGCCAAGAAGCAUGGUUGCCCUUUGUCAUAAGCUACCAAAUUCCAUCAAGACCAACCCCUGCAAUUGGGAAGCCUUUAAAGCAGGGCCUGUAGCCCAGGAUGGCUGCCAUAGGAACGGGGAGGGAGCAGGAAGGCCUUCCCUCUCCUGUGCCAUACCACUCACUGCUCCACCUGCCUCACCCUCUGCAUGGCUCUCAGCCCUCCCUCGUACCUGACAUGCCUUCUAGUUUCUGCCUCCUGGAGCUUUGUUAGGAGCCGGUGGUAGGAGGCGGCCCAGGGCAGUCACCAAGCCACUGCUUCUAGAUGUGCCUGGGCAGCAAGCACCUCAGGACACUCAGUCAAAAAUGCUGGUUUUGCAUCUAGACCAAAUGCAAUGUUCUUUCUGUCUGUCCCUGUUGGUGUGUCUUGGGAAGUUGUUCUAACAUUGCUCUAUGUUUCAAAAAGCUGAUUUCCUCUCUCUUUCCUUUUCAGCAAUACUGGAGUAACCGCUUCCUAAACCAUUUGCAGAAAUGUAAGGGUGUUCGGGUGCGUGCAUGUGCGUUGUUAGCAACACAUCUACCAGCCCUCUGCAUGACUGAGGUUGGGGAAAAGAAAAAUAGAAACAGUCCCCAACUCACUGUGUGAUGUGGAGGAAAUGUGUAUUACCGGUGGGGUUCAAUCAAAUAAUAACAAAUGUACAAUUUAGCAUAAUCAGAGAGCCUCUCCAGAGAAGUUGGUUUCUUUGCUACAAGAAGAAUGAGGUUCUGAAACCUUAUCCAAGAACAGAAGCCAUCAGCCAAGUCUCCACAUUUCUCUGCAAAAUGUCAUAGCCUCUAUAACUGUAUGAUAUUGUAAUGCAUGCCUUCAGUUGUAAGUGGCCAGAUUGCUCUACAGUGACAUUGAAACAUGCUUUCUAAUUGGCCCUGUACAGUUUGCUUAUUUAUAAAUUCAUUUAAAACACUACAACUGUCGAAUGGUUACAACAUAGGCCUCCGGUCCUAACUUGAGUUGUUUUUAGGUGUGCAGCCAGCUGUCCACACUGUAUUAUUGUAACUUAUUUAAUGAAGUCAGAAGCAGUAGACAGAUGUUGGUGCAAUACAAGUAUUGUGUGCAUUUAUCGUAAUAAAGUGCUCAGCGUCAGUUCCGUUCCUCACAGCUUCUCACAGUGCAUGUUUGACUGUAGUCUGUAAAUAGAGGUCAGUUUCUGUGCUGGUAACAGGUAUUGCACAGACAUGAUUUCAGGUAAAUAAAUCUAUUCUACGAUAACCUAA
Messenger RNA from Grammomys surdaster, 7397 nucleotides. RefSeq names its product ATPase sarcoplasmic/endoplasmic reticulum Ca2+ transporting 2 (gene Atp2a2). Gene Ontology annotation, biological process: regulation of cardiac muscle contraction by calcium ion signaling; intracellular calcium ion homeostasis; calcium ion transmembrane transport. The record is from RefSeq and is a predicted model, not a curated record. NCBI's taxonomy places the organism in Eukaryota, Metazoa, Chordata, Mammalia, Rodentia, Muridae. Gene Ontology annotation, cellular component: membrane. The transcript is spliced from 20 exons. Bases 540 to 3671 code for a protein of 1043 amino acids. Gene Ontology annotation, molecular function: ATP binding; ATP hydrolysis activity; P-type calcium transporter activity involved in regulation of cardiac muscle cell membrane potential.